Molecule: messenger RNA, 1423 nt
Organism: Scatophagus argus
Lineage: Eukaryota; Metazoa; Chordata; Actinopteri; Scatophagidae
Gene: ahsga
Product: alpha-2-HS-glycoprotein 2
Exons: 7
Coding region: 70-1182 (370 amino acids)
Biological process (GO): negative regulation of endopeptidase activity
Cellular component (GO): blood microparticle; extracellular matrix; extracellular region
Molecular function (GO): cysteine-type endopeptidase inhibitor activity
Source: RefSeq, a predicted model, not a curated record
CUCUGCCUCUCCUCCUUACUCUUAACAGCUUGCCUGCUCUGUUAAGCUGCUUGCACAUCUGUCGAAGAAAUGAAUGUGUUGGGCACCACUGUGGUUCUGGUACUGCUGGCUGGGGUAUGGGCUCAGGUGAAUGUGGUGCGGCCUCAGUGUGACUCCCCAGAGGCAGAAGAGGCUGCUCUGGUUGCUCAGGAUUACCUCAAUAGCCAGCACACUCAUGGCUACAAGUACGCACUGAACAGGAUCGAGGACAUCAAGAUCUUAACUAAGCCUGAUGGAGACGAUACAUACGUCCUGGAAGUUGACUUACUGGAGACAGACUGUCAUGUAUUGGACCCCACACCUGUUACCAACUGCACAGUCAGACCCAAAAUACUUACGGCAGUAGAAGGAGACUGUGAUGUGGUGCUGAAGAAGGUUGGCGGAGCUCUGACUGUCACAGCAUUCAAGUGUAAAACAGAAGAAUCAACAGAGGACCUGUGCUUGGGCUGUCGUACCCUACUUCCCCUAAAUGACACUGCAGCACUGGGCUUUGUCCAUGCCUCUCUGGCAACCGUCAACAACAGGACAGAGAAUGUAACGUACACUGUUCUGGAGGUUGGAAGAAUGUCAUCACAGGUUGUGUCUGGUGGGCCAAUCUAUUUCGCAGAAUAUGUUGUAAUUGAAGCUAAUUGCACUGAUGAUGCCUGCUUGCCCCUGAGUGAUGCCAUGGCUGCACGUGGUAUUUGUUCCGCAAAAGGUUUGAAUGCUGAUCAUACAGUGGACUGCAAAAUGUUCACCACUCUGAUGCCCGUUGUAGAUGCCAACAGCACUGCAGCUCCUGCAUUGCCACCAGUGAUCCAUGUACAUACUGACAGCCUGUCACACAAGCAUGGUCUCAGACACCACAAACUGACAACUAUCCAUGACCCUCACUUAAGCGGCCUUCUGUCAGCAGAAUCAGCAGAGUCAGCUGAAGCUGUACCUGUAGUCCCUGCAGUGUUUACUGCUACAGCUGCAGCUCCUACUCCAGCUGUUGACAGUGCACCAGCUUCUGAUGCCUCAAACAGUGCUGAGGUCCCUGUUGCUGUGGUCAAGAGAGAUGUACCUGCUGCACCUGCCCCUGUGAUAGUUGACACAACUGUGAUUCAAACAGGCCCUGUUCCCCUUGUGCCAGUGUGCCCAGGAAGAGUCAGAUUCUUCUAAGUGUUCCUGUCCUGCACUCUAUAUGUUCUUCACUCAGCUACACUGGUGAUGGUGAUUUUUGACUAACUGAUAAAUGAACACAUCCUGUAAUAGGUAGACUCUAAUACACACCCUACAAAGAAGGAAUGAUCCCUUUUGAAAUCACAGAAGAGCAGUAUGCAUUGCAAAACAACUCUGUAAAAUGUAUGGUUGUAUGUAGAAAUUUGCAAAUGAUGCCACUGAAUAAAUAUCUCAAGUCAAA